AUGGCACCUCUAUCAGCAUCAUUCACCAAGAUUGGCGCCCUUUAUGGAGCUGCGGGCGUGAUGUUAGGAGCUUUUGGCGCACAUGGAUUGCAGACGAGAACAACUGAGGCUAAGUUGAUCAAGAACUGGGAAACCGCCUCGCACUACCUCCUCGCCCACGGCAUCGCCCUCGUCGCCAUCUCCACUCACCCCCGCUUCACCCGCUCCUACGCCCCGCCUCUCAUCGCCCUCGGCACCGCAAUGUUCUCUGGUUCAAUUUACGGACUCGUCAUGGCGAGACUCAGGGGAGUCGAGGGUGCAGGGCAGGUGUUGGGGCCUAUUACGCCGCUUGGGGGGACGUUGAUUAUCGCGGGGUGGGUUAGUUUGUUGUUGGCGCCGUAG
Messenger RNA from Saitoella complicata NRRL Y-17804, 381 nucleotides. Its product is annotated as DUF423-domain-containing protein. The record is from RefSeq and is a predicted model, not a curated record. NCBI's taxonomy places the organism in Eukaryota, Fungi, Ascomycota, Saitoellomycetes, Saitoellales, Saitoellaceae. The coding region runs from base 1 to 381 and encodes 126 amino acids. The transcript has 5 exons.